CGCACGCCGCAUUGGCCGCUGGAUCGUAUGAAAAUCUAUCGUACGCCAACUUCGCCAUAUUGGAGCGGGCGCUAUAAUUCGUAAUAAAACUGGAGCAAAGAUGCCAGACUCGUGCGCAGCUUGGGGCUGUAAAAACCGUCGCACAACCCAAACCAGAUCGCGAGGAAUUACUUUUCACAAGUUUCCUAAAGAGAAGCAUCUGAGGAGGCAGUGGGAAAUCUCUGCAAGAAAAAACGUAAGCGUGCACUCCGUACUAUGUAGUGAACACUUCCGGCCGGAGGACUUUGACAGGACAGGUCAGACUGUAAGGAUCAGAGAUGGAGUUAGACCAUCUAUCUUUAGUUACCGGACCUGCAAAAAGCCCAGGAAAACACGAACAUCACAGAAGGCUUUGGAGGAGCUGCCGGUGGACUAUUCUAUAAAAAAACAAAAGACUGCACAAUCACAGAAGACUUUGCAGGACCUGCCAGUGGAUUAUUCUCUUAAAAUCCGAAAGAUUUCACCAGAUUCCAACACUCUAUCAAAUUCGAAGGCUGUACCUCAUAACAUUGACCACUGCUAUGCUUUGCCGUCAUCUCCCGCUAUUAUAAAGGCAAGACUCCAUGAAGCCCUGGCGAGGGUAGAGAGUCUAGAGCGAGAGAUAAGGAACAUGAGGAGCCGAGAACGGAGGGCAAAGAAUUCAGUGCACGAGCUUCUCGAGGAUCUGAAGCAGAAGAACCUCAUAAAUGGGGAGCUGAAAGACAAGCUCAAGGUCUACUCGGAAAUUCCGAUAGACCUCCUGGUAAAACAAGGCCAUGAGUACACACAAGACCAGAAGGACUUUGCCAUUAAUCUUCACCUGCACGGUCCCAAAGCAUACAACUAUCUGAGAAAAUCUCUCCAUCUCAACCUCCCACAUCCAUAUACAUUACAAAGGUGGAUGGGUACUGCAGGUGACAAGACUGCCCCAAACAUAACGUCAGAAACAUGCUGUAUAAGCCAAGAGGAAGACCUGGAUACACAGAAUGUCACGGUGGUGCAGUCGCUGGAGGAACUGCAUGAGCGUGGGAUAAGAGUACUGUGGACGGUGGAUGACCUUCCCUCUGAUAUUAGUAUGUCUACCGAAAUCGACAGUUAAAGAGGGGCCUAAGAACUUUUUUGGCUAAUUUAAAGACAGUGUUUGUGAUGACUGGUGCGUGUCACGUGUUGAAGGCGGAUUAUAGUCGAAUAUAACCAGCACCACUGGCCAGAUCAACAGGACAUACAUGAUGUUCAAACAAAAAUGGACAGCAUGCAGCCAAUGAGAUAUCAGACAAAAUGUGUGUUUUGAUGGUGUCCCGGCUGCACAGACACUAAGACGCUCGGUCACAGCAGCUCUGCGCUCAAAUACUCGCAGUUUAAACACUGUGAUGAAACGGACAUAUUCAUUGAGGUUCUACAACAUACGGACAUGUUUAAGUCCAAUGCUUUGUUAUUGCAAACAUUUAAGAUGAUCGACGGCCUCUUUAUUGUAAUGAACAGUCCACGUGUUGAAGAGUUCAAAGCUUCUCUGUGUUGUUCGAAUUGGACUCAUAGAGAUCUUGCUGGUGAAUACUUCAGUUUCUGAUGAUGAGGUAAUCAUCAAAAGUUUAUACCUUUUUUAUAUUUGCUGUUCAAUUCGUUAUUUUGACCAUGAAACAUGCCCCGCUGUUUAUUUCAGUGUGUAAAAUGUGUAUUUUGUAAAUAAACUGUAAAUCUUUUUCUUGGACGGUAACAGUGAGAAUGUUUAAUAGCUUUAUUGUCACGUGACCACAUCGUGUCGCUUGGAAUGCAGUUAUCAUCUCAUAAAUAAUAUUAAAAAUCAUCUUAGCUGAAGAAAUAGUCUAGCAUGCGAUCUUAAACAUAACCACUUUCACUAAAAUGCAUUUCAUCCUUACAAAUGUAAUCAUGAUACAUGUGCAAAGAUUCUAGUGUGGUGCUGUGUAAAAUGUCUCGCUUUUCUAUGUCCUCAACGUCACCAAAAGCAGCUGUGAUGUUCAGAACUCAUGAGUGUGUAAAUAUGACCUACCGUUUGAUGUUGGACAAUCCUAACCUUUUUAACUUUAAGGAUUUGUUGGGGAAUUUCACGGCUCUGUGCUUACCUGUGAAGAUAGGAUGUUAAAAAAUGUACCAGACAUUCCGUUAAAUCGCUUUGACAAAAUAAAUGGUUUCAUAAGCAGGUGGCAGAAACAUGCGGACCUGCAGAAUGCUUUGAAUCUGAACCGCAGAUCAUUUACGACUGGGAAAGUGUUUUUAGACAUGAACAUGGAUCUUACUUCUAAAAAAUGGCUAAUGUCUUUGCAGUCAUAGAAAAUCUUUUUAUUAAAGAAACUAUUCGACGAGUUGAGCA
Molecule: messenger RNA, 2347 nt
Organism: Triplophysa rosa
Lineage: Eukaryota; Metazoa; Chordata; Actinopteri; Cypriniformes; Nemacheilidae
Exons: 7
Coding region: 101-1117 (338 amino acids)
Source: RefSeq, a predicted model, not a curated record